AUGAUUCCCCAAUCCGUCCGACGGGUCGUGGCUGCCGCGCCGCAGUCGCCCGUCGUUUCCUCUCUGGCAGCCUCGUCCGCCCCUCGCGCCGGCGCCUCCUAUAUGCUCUCGUCCUACCAGCCCAAUUCCCUGCAAAAGCGACGAUACUCCUCCUCCAAGCCAUCUAGCCCCGAUGAUGGCUCGUCCAGGGUCUUCGCGACCCGCGGCUCUGUGCCCGCCGCCGGCACGUCCAAGACUCCUGGAGAGAAGCGCAAGCGCAAGGCGAAGGAACCGGUCAUGCCGCCGCUCCCCAGUGUGCCCAGCACCAGGCACAUCAAGGACGAGGCUCUCGCGCUUUCGACCUUCUUCGCCCUCCACAGGCCCAUCUCAGUUACCCAGCUUCUUCCCAAGAUUGUGACCGAGGAGUCAUUCGCCGAGAUCUUCAACCACCGCAAGGGACACAAGGCGACCGAUGUCCUCUCGACCUUGUCGCAGGCCGUACACGAUCUCGAGUCGCCCAUGUCCGGGCUUAAGCUCUCGGAUAACGACAUCGAAGACGGCUCUACCAAGAUCAGCCUCAAGCACCCAGACGGCACCGAAUCCGAUGUCUACUUCCAGCUAAACUCCAUGUCCGGCCACUUCCUCCCCUUCACCCCUCCUCCGCCGCCCGAGCCGAUCGCCGAGGUUGACGAGGCCGCCGCUGAGGCCGAGGUCUCUGCCGCUAUCGCCGAGGAGAUUGCCGCCGAGCAUGAGCCGGAAACGCGCGUGUAUAAGGCGGUUGUCACGAUCGAGGAGACGAGGGAUACCAACGGCCAGUACAAGAUCAUGGCGCACAGCCCACAACUCGUCGAGGACGAUGCCGUGCAGCCGCGCAGCUUCCUGGAGCGCCUCGCUCUGCGCCAGAUCCGCUACGAGGAUGCCCGUCAGCAGCAGGGGAUCAUGCACGCCAUUAGCGUGCGCAGGCAAAAGAAGCUGAAGAUCAAGAAGAAGAAGUACAAGAAGCUCAUGCGCAGGACAAGAAACGAGCGUCGCAAGCAGGAUAGACUCUAA
Molecule: messenger RNA, 1029 nt
Organism: Sordaria macrospora k-hell
Lineage: Eukaryota; Fungi; Ascomycota; Sordariomycetes; Sordariales; Sordariaceae
Product: mitochondrial 37S ribosomal protein mS38
Source: RefSeq, a predicted model, not a curated record